UUAUAGUAUUACAUCAUCAAAUUUUCAUUUUACACUUGCCAAUGCUUGAAAUGACUUGAGCUGAGCCAAAACAAAGGAUGAAAGUAUGAAACCCGAGUACUUGUUGUAAAAUACUACGCCUGAAGGAGGGGAGAGCUUCAAUUCAAUUAUAUUCUCUCACUUGGAAAUGUCUUCUUCGACGUUGAAGCUCUCUUCGCUUCUCUUAUCCUCAUCGUCGAUAUCUUUCUCCUCGUCAUCUUCCUCAUAUUAUCUUUCGCCGUCGUAUGCUCCGCCCCCUUUCCUCCGAUUCCCGAGAAAGCUGCCCAAUUACAGAGGAAAAUUCUCAGUCGUCAGAGCAACAGAAAGUGACAAGAAUAGUGCGACUAAUGCCGGCGAUUCUAAACCCCCCAACGGGACUCUGCCUAAGAGCAGGAGGGAGAUACUGUUGGAGUACGUGCAGAAUGUGAAGCCUGAAUUCAUGGAGUUGUUUGUCAAAAGGGCGCCUCAGCAGGUAGUUGAUGCUAUGCGCCAAACUGUGACAAAUAUGAUUGGAACACUACCCUCACAAUUUUUUGCUGUGACGGUUACUACUGUUGCUGAAAACUUGGCCCAGCUAAUGUACAGUGUUUUGAUGACUGGGUACAUGUUUAGGAAUGCCCAGUACCGGUUGGAAUUGCAACAGAGCUUGGAACAAGUUGCUCUUCCCGAACCGCAAGAAGAGAAGGAUGUGCCAGAUUAUGCCCCGGGCACGCAGAAAAAGGUGUCUGGUGAAGUUAUUAGGUGGAACAAUGUGUCAGGUCCCGAGACAAUCGAUGCUGUGAAAUACAUUGAACUACUUGAAGCAGAAAUAGAGGAACUCAAUCGCCAGGUUGCAAGAAACUCUUCAAACGGACAGAAUGAACUGUUGGCCUAUCUCAAAACUCUCGAGCCUCAAAAUCUCAAGCUAUUUAUGAAUGCUGAAGAAUUGGAGAAUGGUUUGGGGUUAAGUGUGAUUCUUGAUUUCUUUUAUGUCACUGUUAACAUGGAGCUAACAAGUAGCGUCGGGGAGGAUGCAGUGGCAGCAAUGAACACAUUCAUAAAACGCCUCUUGGCUGUUUCUGAUCCUAGUCAGAUGAAGACCAGUGCAACAGAGACAAGUGCCCCCGAACUUGCGAAGCUGCUUUAUUGGCUUAUGGUGGUUGGUUAUAGCAUCCGGAAUAUCGAAGUUCGUUUUGACAUGGAACGGUUGCUUGGUGCUCCACCCAAACUGGCUGAACUUCCCCCGGGAGAGAACAUUUAGAUUAGUUACUCUUGAAAAUGGUCCUGGUCUCGAGUGCAACAUUAUGAGCAUGGCUGCAAAAAGAUGGCGGUGUCUUUUCUUCCCAUGUUCAUAUAUUUUUCCCAGGUUUUCAGUUGGAAGGUAAUGAAAAUAAAUGAAGUGAUAUACCGUGGGUGGUGGUCGACGAAGUUAAUGAGUUGUGUUCAAGAACCUGGAAGAAACGUUCUUCGUGUGACAUGAAAAGUUUUGCAUGUACUUGCAAGAGAUCUAGUCUCUAAUCUAAUAUAUCAGAGUCAGUAUUCAACUGCACUUAGAGAUCAUAUGUACUUAUGUCAUCCAGCAAUUUCAUAUGUAAGCACUUGUGUUGAAACUACAAGAUGGAAUAUGAUUGUUGAAAUACUAAUUGAUAUCACCC
This is a messenger RNA of Striga asiatica, 1652 nucleotides long. The record is from the annotation of a GenBank genome assembly. Lineage: Eukaryota; Viridiplantae; Streptophyta; Magnoliopsida; Lamiales; Orobanchaceae.